Messenger RNA from Penicillium longicatenatum, 2145 nucleotides. Its product is annotated as aromatic amino acid ammonia-lyase. Gene Ontology annotation, biological process: L-phenylalanine catabolic process. Gene Ontology annotation, molecular function: ammonia-lyase activity. NCBI's taxonomy places the organism in Eukaryota, Fungi, Ascomycota, Eurotiomycetes, Eurotiales, Aspergillaceae. Gene Ontology annotation, cellular component: cytoplasm. The coding region runs from base 1 to 2145 and encodes 714 amino acids. The record is from RefSeq and is a predicted model, not a curated record. The transcript has a single exon.
AUGACUGGGACCAACAUGACCCCUCAUAUAGAAGCAACGCUUCGCAUCUGGAAACAAUUGCAGGAGUUGAAGGAACAAACUAAACCAAUUGUCCUCGAUGGAAACAAUCUGGAUAUUGCCUCCGUCAUUGCAGUUGCCCGCCAUGGGGUCAAGCCUGAGAUAAGCACCGACGAACACCUUGCGAAGCGACUCGAGCUCAGCGUCAACACCCUCGCGGACUAUCUAGCAAAUCAGUACGUGGUCUAUGGAGUGAAUACCGGAUUUGGAGGGAGUGCCGACACGAGGACCAGUGAUGUCCUCGAUUUGCAGGUCCAUUUACUGCAACAUACCCAGAGCGCGAUUAUCACAGCAGCGGAUAAGGAUCCCGCCAGCAAUUCGGAACGAGAACCCUCCCACGUCAUGCCUCCUGCCUGGGUUCGCGGCGCAAUUGUCGCCCGAGCCAAUCAGAAUCUUCGGGGACAUAGCGCUGUGCGAUUGUGUGUUCUUCAGAGCUUACUAGAUUUGUUGCGCCACGAUAUAACCCCCAUGGUUCCUCUCAGAGGAACUAUAUCUGCAUCCGGAGAUCUCAUGCCCAUGUCUUAUAUUGCAGGAGCCAUUGCCGGUAACCCAGACGUGUUUGUGCAGGCAGGCAAAGGCAAAGAUGCUAGAGUCAUACCCGCAUCGGAAGCUUUGAAAGAGAGUGGUCUUUCACCGUCAGGACUGGGUCCGAAAGAAGCACUUGGUCUUAUCAACGGCACUGCACCUUCGGUAGCAGUGGCAAGUUUGGUACUCUAUGAUGCGCAACAACUUGCCCUCCUCGCGCAGAUGCUCACAGCCUUUGCUGCGGAGUGUAUGGGUGGUAAUGUCGAAUGGGCUCAGCCUUUUAUCCAUGCCGCACGUCCCCACACUGGUCAGAUCGAGGCAGCUAGCAACAUCCGACGUUUCCUGAACGGUUCCAAAUUUGUUGAUGGUCUAGAGUCAAAAAAGAGAACUGGUGAAGGGCUCUGGCAAGAUCGGUAUUCGACAAGAACGGCACCGCAGUGGAUUGGACCGUAUUUGGAAGACCUUCUUCUCGCACAACAUCAAUUGGAAGUCGAACUCAAUUCCACUUCUGACAAUCCCAUUGUCAACCCUAUGGAACAAGGUGGUGGAGAAGUCUACUCGGGCGGCAACUUCCAGGCCGCCGCGAUCACUUCUGCCAUGGACAAGACACGCCUAGCCCUUCAAAUGAUUGGCCGUAUGCUGUGGUCUCAAGUUACCGAGAUCAUUGGGCCUCACACAAAUAAUGGACUAGAGGCCAAUCUCAACCCUAGCGACCAUGAGAAUUAUACCAUGAAGGGAGUCGAUGUCAACAUGUCAGCGUACAUGUCCGAGCUGGCGGCUUUGGCGCAUCCCGUUUCUGCUCAUGUCAUGUCUGCCGAAAUGCAUAAUCAGGGUAUUAAUUCGCUGGCUCUAGUCUCAGCGAGGCGUACCAUGGAAGCUGCGGACUUGGUCGCCCACAUGAGUGCCUGCCAUAUCUACGUGUCAUGCCAAGCCGUCGAAAUGCGCGCAAACCAUAUGCGAUUCCUGUCAGCACUUCAUGAAAACUUGAAGAACAAUACAUCCGACGGUGCAAUGCAUGAUCUAGGAUUAGACGCAUCACAAAUUGUGACGCUCGUCCAAUCACUACAGCCUCUCAUUGAGUCAACCUGGUAUCACUGGAAUUCUAACACGUGGAAAGAACGUAUACCACACGUUGUCGAUGCCGUGAUGUCACCUGUCACUGACUUCUUGGCUGCGACUGAAUUUGACUGUUCAGUGUCAAUGCUUGCUGCAUUUAAAAUGCGUUUCAGAGCAGCCGUUCAAAGAACAGCCGACGCUAUGUUUUAUCCCAGUCCGACAAUCACUCCUGCAGAGGUAGCUACCAAGCUGGGUGAUGGAUCCGCCCAACUCUACACUUGGGUCCGCUCAAAGCUCAAUAUUCCUCUGCACUGCGGUUUGAAGGAUGAUCCUUUGUAUAACGCGCGACAGGGCCUUCCAACGGACGACAAGAAAACCAUAGGCAGUAGAGUGACCGCGGUGUAUGAGAAUUUGGUGCGUGGUGAAAUGAUGGAUAUGGUUCUCACUGGAUUAGACACUGGUCGCAGCUUUCCCAACGUCUGUUUUUCAUGCCUGGCCCCGAAGUAG